AUGCUGGGCGUGUCGAUGUGGACCAGCGUGCCAUUCAUUUUGCUGUUCACAGCGGUCUAUGCUGCAUCUGGUGGGCUGCGCGCGGUGAUGUACACCGACGCCGGACAGGCGACGAUUUUCCUCAUUGGCGGGUUCGUUGGCAUGGCGGUGGCCUUCAGCAAGAUAGGUGGAAUCGCCGGCCUUGCUGACACGCUGGAGAGGAACGACCUGAGCUACAUGCUGACCACACUGCGGCCACCAUCCGACAAGGAGUUCCCCUUCACAGGAAUGCUGGUGGGGCAGCCCUUGUCGUCCAUGUGGUAUUGGUGCGUGGACCAGACAAUGGUCCAACGCGUUCUGAGCGCCAAGGGCGUGGUGCACGCCCGAAAGGGCUGCCUCCUUGCAGGUUAUCUCAAAAUCCUACCUCCCUUCCUUAUGGUGUUCCCUGGCAUCAUUGCCCGCGCCUUCUUCGCAGAGUGUCAGCGAACAGAAGGCCAGCUGCACGGCGACUGGUGCGGAACAGACCUGGGUGAUGCCAAUGAGUCGAGCAAAGCCUAUCCGCUGCUCAUCGCCAAGAUGUUUCCAGACGGUCUUCGAGGCCUUCUGAUCGUUUCCAUGGUGCUUGCCAUGAUGUCCAGCUUGGACUCGGUGUUCAACUGCUUAUCCACCAUCUUCACUUACGACAUCUACAAACGCUUCCUACACCCGCAGGCUUCGCGUCGUCGGCAAGUUUGGAUUGGCCAGCUUGCCACGGGUGUCGCCGCCCUUUGCGGCCUGGCCUGGCUCCCCAUGAUUGCCAACAGCGCAAACGGAUUGUACCUGACCACGCAGAGUGCGCAAACUCACAUGUCUCCGACCUUGGUGGCAGUGUUCCUCGUGGGCCUUUUCUGGCCCAGGGCGAACGGACCAGGAGCACUGGCGGGCAUGAUCGUGGGCUUCACGGUUGGCAUCAGCAGGUUUGUAGCAACUCGUCUCGUCACCUGCGACGAGGGCGACACCUACAGCCUCACGUGUAUGCAGUUCAACCACAUGGCCUUGAUCCUCUUUGCCAUUGCGGCGAUCGUCACGGUGGUGGUGAGUCUUCUGACGAAGCCUCCAGAGCCAAGCCAAGUGCAGGGCACAACAUGGUGGAGGUCUGAUGCUGAAGGCUGCGAGAAAGAGGGUGACGACAAGCCUGGUUUCGGCUCCCUCUGUGCCGCUGGCAUUCUGCUGAUGACAAUGGCCGGUCUAUGCCUGGGCUUCGGCUACAGCGGUGCUGACCGCCAAGUGGUCGUAAGAGGAUCACUGCUGGCUCCCAUAGGCCUGGGCAUCGGCCUUCAGGGCGGACUUUGGGGUUCAAGGUUUGGGGUUUGUGGGGCUCCAUGUGUUGGGCGUUGUGUGGGGUGGAGGGCUUAA
This is a messenger RNA of Symbiodinium sp. CCMP2592, 1374 nucleotides long. The record is from the annotation of a GenBank genome assembly. NCBI's taxonomy places the organism in Eukaryota, Dinophyceae, Suessiales, Symbiodiniaceae.